GACGCGGCGAUGGAGGGAGUCAGCAGCCACCCGACCCUGUCCUACAGCCGCUGGAGCUACGACGGUGUCUUAGAUGAUGAGGGCAGCAACCUGAGGCAGCAGAAGCUUGACCGGCAGCGAGCCCUGCUGGAGCAGAAGCAGAAGAAGAAGCGCCAGGAGCCCCUGAUGGUGCAGGCCAAUACAGAUGGGCGGCCCCGGAGCCGGCGGGCUCGGCAGUCAGAGGAGCAAGCCCCCCUGGUGGAGUCCUACCUCAACAGCAGUGGCAACACCAGCUACCAAGUUCAAGAAGCCGACUCACUUGCCAGUGUGCAGCUGGGAGCAGCCCGCCCACCAGCACCAGCCUCAGCCAAGAGAACCAAGGCAGCAGGUGCAGCAGGGGGCCAGGGCGGGCCCUCUAGGAAGGAGAAGAAGGGAAAGCACAAAGAUGUAACUCAGGAGUGUCCGUGGCCUGCAGGCACCAGUGGGCCAGCAACACUGGCAGAAGACAAGUCUGAGGCCCGAGGCCCGGUGCAGAUCCUGACUGUGGGCCAGUCAGACCACACGCAGGACGCAGGGGAGACGACAGCUGGUGGGGGCGCACAGCCCAGCGGGCAGGACCUCCGUGCCACGAUGCAGAGGAAGGGCAUCUCCAGCAGCAUGAGCUUUGAAGAGGAAGAGGAGGACGAGGACGAGAACAGUUCUAGCUCCUCCCAGCUGAACAGCAACACCCGCCCCAGCUCCGCUACAAGCAGGAAGUCCAUCAGGGAUGCAGCCUCAGCUCCCAGUCCAACUACCCCAGAGCCACUGGUGGAUGUCGAGGUCCAGGAUCUUGAGGAGUUUGCACUGAGGCCAGCCCCCCAGGGUAUCACCAUCAAAUGCCGGAUCACACGGGACAAGAAGGGGAUGGACCGGGGCAUGUACCCCACCUAUUUCCUGCACCUGGACCGCAAUGAUGGGAAGAAGGUGUUCCUCCUGGCGGGAAGGAAGAGAAAGAAGAGUAAAACUUCCAAUUACCUCAUCUCUGUGGACCCAACAGACUUGUCUCGAGGAGGGGACAGCUACAUCGGGAAACUGCGGUCCAACCUGAUGGGCACUAAGUUUACUGUUUAUGACAAUGGAAUCAACCCUCAGAAGGCCUCAUCUUCUACUUUGGAAAGUGGAACCUUGCGUCAGGAGCUAGCAGCUGUGUGCUAUGAGACAAAUGUCUUAGGCUUCAAGGGACCUCGGAAGAUGAGCGUGAUUGUCCCUGGCAUGAACAUGGUUCAUGAGAGAGUCUCUAUCCGCCCCCGUAACGAGCAUGAGACACUGCUAGCACGCUGGCAGAAUAAGAACACAGAGAGUAUCAUCGAGCUGCAAAACAAGACACCUGUCUGGAAUGAUGACACACAGUCCUACGUACUAAACUUCCAUGGGCGCGUCACACAGGCCUCUGUGAAGAACUUCCAGAUCAUCCAUGGCAAUGACCCGGACUACAUUGUGAUGCAGUUUGGCCGGGUAGCAGAGGAUGUGUUCACCAUGGAUUACAACUACCCACUGUGUGCACUGCAGGCCUUUGCCAUUGCCCUGUCCAGUUUCGACAGCAAGCUGGCCUGUGAAUAGAGGCCUCCUGUGCCCUUUGGGGUUGCCCAGCCUGGAGUGGAGCUUGCCUGCCUGCCUGCGGAGACAGCCCUGCCUACCCUCUGUACAUAGGCCUUCUGCCAGAUGAAGCUUUGGCCCUCAGGGGGCUCCCUGGCCCAGCCAGGCAGGAACUGACUUCUCUGCCUGUGCUGCUGAGGCAGGGAGGGGAAUAAGGGUGGAGUGGGUGGGUGUGAAGGGACAAGAGUAAUUCUUUCUGUGCCCCAAGAUCAAUGCACACCCCACUCUAGGGUUGGUAUUGUGCUACAGCUGUGUUUGCCAAGCUGAGCAACCUCUUCAUCUGGGAAGGCCACAGAGGCAUAGAGACAGAGGAAGCACAGUGCAGGGCUGCUGUGGCCCAGCCAUCCACUCAUAGCCCAGGAGUCAGAUGACAACAGGUGCCCCAACAGGCAGGGGCACAGUGAGUGAGUACAUACAUAUGUGAACAUGUGUGUAGGGGACAUCAACUUUAUGUAGCAAAGGGCUUUGUGGCCGAGCUGGCUGGCCCUUACAAAUACAGAAAGCCCUCCAACUUCAGAAGGACCCAGCCAGGCCUGAGAGAAGUAGGGAGUAGAGGGGACAGGGGAGAGGCAAGACCUUGCCAGGAUUGCAGGGGCGUGGCUAUCUGUGGCUAUGGGAAUCAGCUGAUGGCCUAGGGUUCUAGCUCAUUUCUCUAGGUUUGCUCUGUGUUCACAUAGGCAGUGGGAAUCUGGCUCUCAAAGCCAAAUGUCUUAGUGGACAGGACCUGCAGGACACAGUCUCAGCAUGCAAGAGGUGCAUGAACAGGCUCCCUGGAUCAGAGCUGUACUGGGAGCACUGUCAACUGCCCCAGGAGCUCACUGCUGAGCAGUCCCAGCACAAACCCCAGGAAACGUAGAUGGGUCCCGGGUCACCAGCCCCAGACUGCACACAGCUAGGCAUGCCUGAGGCUCUUGCUGGCAACACACUAUUCUCAAGCCAUGGCAUGCUCCAGGAAGACUCUCUUCUCUCUUGGGAAAGACCCAAUUCCGAGUGCUCUUGAAUGUGUUUCACCUCCCACUACUGUAAGCCAAGUCGUGGUUGGUGAGGGCUUCUGUUUGUGGUUCUUGGGAGGGAAUGGGACAAGGUGAGGAGAGAAGGGAAUAUUUUAGAACCACAGGAGAUCAGAGGUGGUAGAACCCUUAGGGGAUCAGCUAGUACAACCUCAUCCCUUUAGGUGAGUCACACGCAGAAAAUGGGACUCACCCUGGGUCACCUAGUUGCUUAAUGGCAGAAUUCAGAACCUCAAGUUCCUUUGAUUUCUUUCUUCCCACUGUCCUCCAAGAAAUUGGUAUCUCCAGCUCUCUGGCCUCCUGGGGCCUAUUCUACCUGCCCUCCCCUCUUCCCUUGAUUCUAGAGACUUAAAAUUGAUGCAUAAGGUUGAAAGCAUUUCAGUAGGAAAUUGGGCAGUUCUCUGCUGAAAUUUGUCUGGCCUUUUGCAAGUCAGUCUGAUCAGGAUUGGCCUUUGCUUGGCCCCUCCUUGUGGGCUGCUCAGCCAUAAGCAGGCCUUAGCAAGGCUGCUGCACAUUUUUCUGUGUAGCUGUGAUACAGCGAGCAUGAAUGUUCUGGGGCUGGUCCUGAUCCCUUCCCCCACUGUUACUUCUCCUUGGAUGGCACCAUCCACCCUGCAGGCCUGAGAACUCUAAGCUUUUCCCACUUGUCAUUUACCUUGGCAAAGACGUCUUGUCCAGAUGGACAUCAGAAAUGAGCAGGGAGCAAGCUGGGGUUGUACCUUGCUUUAGUGUAAAUAUGGUUGCAAAGGCUAAGUAGAAAUUGAUUUUUUUAAAGAAAUAAAAGUCAUACUUUAAACACACUAGUGAGGCCCUAUAGGUGAAGAAGUUGUUUUGACUUAAGUGGAAGAAGUAUGCUCUCAUUUCUUUGUAAUCUAGGUUUUCCUAUGUUGAAUGCUUAAAGCACGGCACACCUGUUCUAGCAGGAUCUGCUCAUACAUCUCUGAGAGGCCCCUCCGAUGGAAGACUGUUGGCCUCUGCUUUCUUUUUUAGCAUACAGAAGAGGGAGUUGACUGGAUAUUUGGUAGGGUCAAGAAACGUGGGCUGAGCUUUCUAGCCUGGGUGUGGAGAAGGGUAGCCUCAGCAACAAAACUCUCUGAGUGGUAAGCAAAAGCAGAUAAGUCACCUUGCUUGAGACCCAGCCGUACAAGGUCUGCUCUUAAGACUCCACUCCAGGUGAUACUGGUUUUCCCUGGCCACCAGCCCUGCGUCCAUUGGCCCAAGUACUCACCAAGCUGCCAGGGCCCCUGGAGACCACCUGGGUUCAGCCUCUCCCAUAGUGAGAGUUCUUGCCCAUCACACCUUCUACCCAGAUAGUCCUUGAUUGGUCAGGGAAUGAGUGAUGGAAUCAGCACUCUCCUAAGAGUGUUGGGCAGCUGGGACCUUAGACAGCUCCUCUGUAACUCCUCCUGGGGCCACACCCCAAAACUUUACACCCUUUGCCCCCAAAUAGUUCUUUUGCAGAGUGAUGAAGUUCACUUCCACAGAUCUUCUCCAAGUCUAGCUUUUCUUUCCUUCUGGCUCCAAGGUGCUCUGUGUCUGUCUGUCUGUGUCUGCAUAUCUCUGUGUGUAUUUGGGGGAAAGGGCAAUUAGCAAUCAACUGAGGGUUCUUAUGAUCAUAUUGCUAAGGAUGAGUAGGAAAGGAGUACGGAUGUAGUUCUGAUCACCUAUGGAUUGUCCAUUUCAUGCUCUUUGAACAGAAAGUAUACCUGAGAAAGAAAUGACCAGCUCUUUCUCCCAAGGUUCUGAGUGGGAGGUCACCAUCCAAGAAAGUUGUUAGUUUUUCGAAAUCAGUGUAUCACAUGCAUGCUUUUGGAUGAAUUUGAACAUAUUCUAGUGAAUGUGCCUUAAAACUCGCAACAUUAGUUCAGAGGAAGCAAGUAAGGUCCAGACCCAUGGCAAGGACAGGUGUCGGAAGCCAGAGAGUGUUAUAAUGACAGGCUAGAAGAGAACUUUUGGUGCCUACAUCCUUCAGUGACAGGGUAACAAGCAUGUAGAAGCGGAAGUUUUUUUCUUUCAGAAAAUAGCAAGACAUUUACCUCUAAGUAAAAUUACCAUUUACUUAGAUAUAAUUCUGAAUUUAAUAAGCAGUGGGGGGAUUUCAAAGGAAAAGGGCCAUGUUUUGCUUACAAUGGGAGUCUGCAGUGAGGGAGAUGCUGGGAUGCCACGUUCAUGACUUUGUUACGCAAGCACAAAUUCCAUCUGUAGGUGGACUUCCUGGUUUUCCCUUACUGCAGUAAAACUGGCCUUCCCCUCCUUAUAAUUCCUUGCCCUCGCUGUGACAUCCAUUUGUGACCUCAGGAUGCCAGGUGGCCCUCACAGCACACUUUUCCAGAGAGCUGAAUGAGUUUUUCUUGUGGUGCCCAGCACUGUGACUGGGACUUUACACUGCCCUGAGCCCUGGCUUGUAGGCCUGUAGCAGCCACCAGGCCAAAAGAUGGGCUCUUGUUUGAGUUUAUGGCCACCUGUACUUAUGUACCUCCAGUUUGCAAUUUUUUGUCAUCUCAGGAUGGGGGGUGGGGGUGGGCAGAAUAGAAAAGUACUGAGACAGGUUUGGUUUUCAUUUUUCCAACCAAGUGGAGAGGCAAGUUGGUCUUACAGAAAGCACUACUGCACUUAGUGGCAACACGAUUUUGAGCAAACCAUGAAUCUCUCUAGAUCCGUUUUCUUAACUACAAAAUGAUGAUGUUGGACUAUCAAAGCUUGCCAUAGGAUGCAGGGGGAUUGAAAGUUAAUCCUUGCUUUCAUCACUACUUUUUCUAGCUCAUCACUGUGCCUUUUUUCUUUCCUAAGAAAGACACCACACCCCUCUCCUCUGUUCUCUCCUGUUCCUCCCUCCCCCAUCAAGGUCCAGGCAGAGCUGGAGAUGAGGCUGAGAUCCAGAGUUUCUAGAGGGCAACUCAUAAUGGCUUAGGAAGGGAAGCCUGAUUCUGGCCUCUUUAAUCCUGUAUUUAGUGACAAAGGGAAUUUGGUCAGGAUGAUUGACAUUGCUCUUGCUGGGAACACACAUUUAGCCAGUUUUCAUAAUGCCUAGAAUGUGUAUGUCUGUUUGCACAAGACUGUCUUUUCAUAUUUUGGAGUGGUCAGACAUUUUAUUUUUGUUCAAAAUUAUCUGGAGUUUUAGACAAACUUCCAAAACUGUGCUUUUAUUAAGUGACUUUUUGAAUAAACUUUGGUAUUCUGGAGCAAAUGUAUUUAUUUAUUGGUAUGUGCAAUGACAAACUUGGUAUUUUCCCAUGUUGACAUUAUGUAUGUUGUAGAAUUUAGUGUUUGUCUAAGUACAGACAUAUAUCAACAAAUUAAACUUGAAUUGUUUCAAAGUU
This is a messenger RNA of Galeopterus variegatus (Sunda flying lemur), 5944 nucleotides long. RefSeq names its product tubby bipartite transcription factor (gene TUB). The record is from RefSeq and is a predicted model, not a curated record. The transcript is spliced from 12 exons. Gene Ontology annotation, cellular component: cilium. Bases 10 to 1578 code for a protein of 522 amino acids. Gene Ontology annotation, biological process: protein localization to cilium. Lineage: Eukaryota; Metazoa; Chordata; Mammalia; Dermoptera; Cynocephalidae.